Lethenteron reissneri (Far Eastern brook lamprey) is the source of this 551-nucleotide messenger RNA. RefSeq names its product phospholipase A and acyltransferase 3-like. The record is from RefSeq and is a predicted model, not a curated record. Gene Ontology annotation, molecular function: glycerophospholipid phospholipase A1 activity; A2-type glycerophospholipase activity. NCBI's taxonomy places the organism in Eukaryota, Metazoa, Chordata, Hyperoartia, Petromyzontiformes, Petromyzontidae. Gene Ontology annotation, biological process: N-acylphosphatidylethanolamine metabolic process. Gene Ontology annotation, cellular component: cytoplasm.
CUCCACCACCACCACUUCCCCCAUCUCCUCCACGUGUCGCCAAAUGUCGAGCGGUGGGAAUCUUCUCUCUUGGAUGCAGGAUGCUGGAGCCAGGAGAUCUCGUCGAGAUCAACAGAACCUGCUACCAGCACUGGGCUCUGUACGUCGGCGACGGAUACGUCAUUCACCUCGCGCCACCCAGCGAAGACGGCAUCGACGGAGCCCACAGCAUCAUGUCGGUGGCCACGAGCAAGGCGAAGGUGAAGCUGGAGCUGCUGAAGGAGGUGGUGGGCGAGAGCACGUUCCAGGUCAACAACAAGGGGCGCCGGCGGCCGCUGCCCAUCGAUGAGAUCCUGCGAAAGGCGCGGGCGCUCGUGGGCGAGAUGCUGGACUACGACGUGCUGAGAUGCAACUGCGAACACUUCGUGACGGCGCUGCGCUUCGGGGAGGCGCGCUCGGACCAGGUGAGGCAAGGCAUGUGGGCUGCAGGCGGCACGGUGGUAGCCGUGCUGGGAACGCUGUCCGCCCUUCGCCUGGUUAUCGCGACAGCAACAAGAAAACAGGAGCAGUGA